This is a messenger RNA of Sparassis crispa, 1575 nucleotides long. Its product is annotated as Probable T-complex protein 1 subunit. Gene Ontology annotation, cellular component: cytosol; chaperonin-containing T-complex. Gene Ontology annotation, molecular function: ATP-dependent protein folding chaperone; ATP binding; ATP hydrolysis activity. The record is from RefSeq and is a predicted model, not a curated record. Bases 1 to 1575 code for a protein of 524 amino acids. Gene Ontology annotation, biological process: protein folding. Lineage: Eukaryota; Fungi; Basidiomycota; Agaricomycetes; Polyporales; Sparassidaceae. The transcript is spliced from 10 exons.
AUGUCCAUGAACAUUUUUGGUGCAGAGGCAACAGAGGAGAAGGCAGAAAAUGCGCGUCUCUCUUCCUUCGUCGGCGCGCUCGCGCUCGGCGAUCUCGUCAAAUCCACUCUCGGGCCCAAAGGCAUGAACAAGAUCCUGCAGUCCGCAUCUACGGGAGAUAUCAACGUGACAAACGAUGGCGCCACCAUCCUGAAGGCCAUCCAGCUCGACAAUGCCGCCGCCAAAAUUCUCGUUAACAUCUCCAAGGUGCAGGACGACGAGGUCGGCGACGGCACGACCAGCGUCUGCGUUCUCGCGGCGGAGCUGCUACGUGAGGCGGAAAAGCUCAUUGCCCAGAAAAUACAUCCGCAGACGAUUGUGGAAGGAUUCCGGAUCGCGAGUGCGGUAGCGCUGAAGGCACUGGAGAAGUCAGCGGUCGAUCACAGCACCGACCCGUCCCAGUUUAGACAAGACCUGUUCAACAUUGCAAGGACAACACUGUCAUCGAAAGUGCUCGCUCAGGACAAGGACUACUUCGCGAACCUAGCAGUAGAUGCUGUCCUGCGUCUAAAGGGCUCGACGGAUCUUGACCAUAUCCAAGUUAUCAAGAAGGUCGGCGAAAAGCUCACAGAUUCGUAUCUCGACGAAGGCUUCAUCCUCGAUAAGACCAUCGGCAUCAAUUGUCCCAAGCGGCUGGAGAAUGCGAAGAUUCUCAUCGCGAAUACAUCGAUGGACACGGACAAGAUCAAGGUGUUCGGUGCACGUGUUAAAGUGGACAGCACGGGGAAGCUGGCGGAGCUCGAGCGUGCGGAGCGGGAGAAGAUGAAGGCGAAGGUGGAGGCUAUCGCGACACACGGCAUCAACUGCUUCGUUAACCGGCAGCUGAUCUACAACUACCCCGAGUCUCUAUUGGCGGAGAAGGGCAUUCUCACUAUCGAGCAUGCCGACUUCGAGGGUGUCGAGCGCCUGUCACUCGUCACUGGUGGUGAGAUAGCGAGCACGUUCGACCACCCAGACAAGGUGAAGCUCGGACGCUGUGAGCUGAUUGAGGAGAUCAUGAUUGGCGAGGAUAAGCUCAUCAAGUUCUCCGGCGUAGCGGCAGGUGAGGCAUGCACGGUGGUGCUGCGCGGGUCAACGUCACAGAUGGUGGACGAGGCCGAGCGCUCACUGCACGACGCGCUCUCCGUGCUCUCGCAGACAGUGAAGGAAACGCGGGUCGUGCUUGGGGGAGGCUGCUCCGAGAUGCUGAUGAGCUGCGCGGUCGAGGAGGAGGCACGCAAGGUUACGGGGAAGAAGGCGAUCGCAGCGGAGGCGUUCAGCCGUGCGCUGCGCCAGAUUCCCAUCAUCCUCGCUGAUAAUGCCGGCUUCGACUCGUCGGAUUUGGUGACGCGGCUGCGGGCGGCGCACUAUGAAGGGCAAUCUGACGCGGGACUGGACAUGAAUGAGGGCACGAUCGGGUCAAUGCAGAAGCUAGGCGUCACAGAGAGUUACAAGCUCAAACGCCAGGUGAUCCUCAGCGCCAGCGAGGCGGCAGAGAUGAUCCUUCGGGUGGACGAUAUACUGCGUGCGACACCACGAAAACGGGAAGCGGUAUAG